AGAAACAAUAAAAUCACCCACUCCUCACACACACACACAGACAAAGUAAAUAUAUACAGAGCCCAAGACAAGAUGGCCAAGCCCACAGCUGCUGAGCAAAGUGAAGGCAACAAUUGCAGGAACAAUUCCAACAGAAACAGCAGCAGCAGCAACAACAACAACAGCGCUGCAGCUGCCAAUAAAAACAAUAAUAAUAUUAAUAUUGAUAUAAAUACGAGUAGCGGUAAAUUGAAUGGCAACAUUUGCCAGCCAAGCCUGCCGGCACCGGCGAACACACCACUCAACAAGGCCAUAAGACAUGACCUGUUCCCGGAGGUCACAUUCUGCAAUCUGUCUGUCGAGGAGCUGCACAAGGGCCCCGGUCACAGUCGGAUGGUUCACAAUCGGAAUAGUGUCAUUGCCGUCGAUACGGAUGGCAGUCUGUUGACCAGCUUAAUGAAUGGCAACCAGGUGAAGAAGCGCAAGCGUUUGAUAUCGAAUGAAUCGGGUGACUCCAUCGAUUCGAGCAGCACCGAAAAGAAGACGCCCAAAAUGCCCGAUGGCGGCUAUGGUUGGGUUGUUGUCUUCGCUUCGCUGGUCGUUUCACUCAUUUGGGAUGGCCUCUCCUUCUCCUUCGGCCUGAUCAACACGGAACUGUUGGCCUACUUUGGCGAGUCGCCAUCGAAAACGGCAUGGAUUAGUUCAUUGUAUUUCUCGGUGCCACUGCUCAUGGGUCCCAUCUGGUCGAAUCUGGUGGAUAAAUACGGUUGCCGCAAAAUGACCAUAUUGAGUGGCAUCAUCUCCGGCUUUGGUUUUGCCAUUUCCUCCGUCUGCAAUUCCAUUGAAAUGCUGAUGGUCACGUUUGGCAUUAUUAGCGGUCUCGGUUUGGGCAUUGGCUAUGUCACCGCCGUUGUUUCGAUUGCCUUCUGGUUCGAUAAGAAGCGUAGCUUUGCCAUGGGCAUUGGCGCCUCUGGGACUGGCAUUGGCACCUUUGUCUAUGCCCGUCUCACGCAAUAUCUGGUGGAUUCGUAUGGAUGGCGUGGCGCCACCUUAAUCUUGGGCGGCACCAUUCUGAACGCCUGCGUUUGCGGCGCCCUGAUGCGUGAUCCCGACUGGCUGAUCGAGGAGAAUCGGCUGGAGAGCCGUUCGCAGAGCGUUACCACCUUUUCCAAUUCCAGUGUGUGCUUGGAGGAGAUCAAAAAGCUGCUGGACACCGGCAUCACCAAGGAGGCCGUACUCGAUACGCUCGUCACGAAGAACAACACGGAGGCCAAUCAGCAAAUCGAUGAUCCACUCGAUUCGGGCCUGAAACGCUAUCGCAGCGAAUUAUUUUUGCCCACCUUUCUCAGCGUCCAGGAGCUAGACAGCAUCUGUGAGGUGAAGAGCUUGAGCCGCCGUUCACUGAGGCACAGAGAAGGCGCCGAGGCGCCCUCUCGCGACAAUCUCUUGUCCAUGUCUUCCGGUACAGCGGCCUAUGGAACAACGGCGCCUAUUUUGGGUUCACCGGAUGAUACGCUCAUGGGUGGCAUAGCGCCCGAAAUUGUCGAGGCCUCCAAGAAGAGCUAUUUGGCAUCGAUAGAGACGCUGUCGCCAUCAGAAAAAAGAUCCUCAGUUGCGGCCUGCUCACCGAUUGGCUCGCUGCGCUCCUCGGACGAGGGCUAUCUCACACAGAAACACAACGAGGCGACAUAUGCGAGUUCGCGGUAUUCCCUCAACGAGAACAUGUUCAUGGCCAAGCACAUCACGCCCUCGAUGUCCAAUUUGAAGCUGAAUGGACUGCGCCACAAUUCGGUGGAUAUUUUGAGCGAUGACAUGCACACUUACUACAUGUCCGUCAAGGAGGAGUCCUAUGCACUGCUCGCCCAACAUCCCAAGCCGCACAUAAGGCCGACAGUAAUUGCCAUUCCCGAGCAUGAGCAGAACAGCGAACUGGCGCUGAGACGCGCUCGCCUGGACAGCAUUACGGGUAUACGGCGUCUCUCCCGCUCCAAGAAGCCCAGCCAGCAUCGCUCGAAUCUGCGCCGCAAUAUCUCCAUUCGGAACUCGAACUAUCUGAAGGACAUGCGCAUUCAUCGCAACUCCAUACACUAUCGGGGCGCCAUGCUGAAUACGCAUCGAUAUCAUUUGCGAGCCUCUUCCUGCCCGAACAUCUAUCGCAACUCGAUGACAACCAUUGCCAAGGAGGAGGAAGAUACCUGGUAUGAUAACUUUGUGGACACCAUGAAAUCUGCCUUUGACUUUUCACUGUUUUUGGAUAAGAAAUUUGCGCUCUUCAAUCUAUCCACAUUGUUUUUGUUCAUUUGGUUCAUCAUACCCUAUCUUUAUCUGCCCGAAUAUAUGAAGCAAUAUGACUACGAGGUGAGCGUUAGCGCCGUUCUCAUAUCGGUAAUUGGCGUUGCGCAAACGGUGGGCAUGAUUGGGCUUGGCUAUCUGGGCGAUCGGCCCUGGAUGAACAUCAAUAUAUGCUACUCUCUCUGCAUGCUGGUUUGUGGUGCUUCGGUGUUUUUUAUGCCCAUGCUGAUCACCAGCUAUAAUGGACUAAUGACGAUGUGCAUCAUCUUUGGCUUCACAUUUGCCAGCUCAUUUUCAUUUACGCCCAGCAUACUGGUCAGUAUUGUUGAUUUGGAUGAUUUCACUUGUGCCUACGGUUUGGUGCUGCUGGUGCAGGGCAUCGGCAUGAUUGCAGGUCCGCCCUUGGGAGGUGCUAUCUAUGAAUUGAUGGGCAGAUGGGACGACUCAUUCUAUUAUGCGGGCAUAUUUAUAGCACUCUCCGGCGUCUGUUCGUAUAUGAUUGAGUUUUGUGAGAAGAAAGCAACUAAGGAGAGUGAUAGUGAUGUCUCAGAGACUAAAAAAGCUCAACUUUUACAUUAGUUUACUUACAAAUAUAAACACACAAAAUGUCUGUAGAGAAAACCAAAAAAAAAAACAAAAAACAAAAAACAAAAACAAAUUAGAAACAAAAAUCACAAAAAUAUAAUUCAAGGUACUUCAACUGACAAAUUUAGUGCAAUUAAGCAGCGCUGCGGCCUAAUAACAAACACAAAAUAAUGGACUAGCAUUAAAUGUUAUCAAGUUUCUUAUGUCAAAUGCUGUUGCAGCUAAAAAAAAAAAAAAAAACUCAGAGCGAAUUAGUAGAUAAUUUAUUAAUUAAAUACACGUUAUUCACAUAUAAGCAAAAAAAAACAAAAAACAAAAACAUAAAAUAGACUUGAAAACCAAUCACAAAGAAGCAUAUUAGAUAGUUAACGCACUAGGACAACUACAUUGUACGUUUGUAUGUAUACUCCAAUAAAACAAAUAAACAAACACCUGCAUACUUAUACCAUGUGGCUCAAACUAACCAAUUAUAUAUACCAACAUUUAAUAUCAAUGCAGUGCAUCACUGCCAUGCGCAAAACGGGUUGCCCAAUUUGUCUUCUUUAUAAACGAUUAGUUUUAAUUGUUGUAAAAUCAUAUUUCAGAAAUGCCUCAAAUUAACUGGAACAACAAACCAUAACAAAUACCAAUACCAAUCUAUGUAACGUAUGCAAUAACUUAAAAGGCAAUUUGCAAUCAACUUAACUCACAAAGUCUUCAAACCGAAAAAUAAAAUGAAAUGAUUAGAAAUAAAAUAAAUAGCUUUUGAUUAAGUAAAACUUAUGUAAAUAUGACAAUUCUAACGAAAAAUCCAGAUAUUUAUAAACAGCACCCGAAUUGCAAAUGAUUCGCAACAAUUUAGCAGUUUUCCCAAUUUGUCAUAAAACAAAAAAACUAUACAGUUUAAGUAUUAUUAAACAAUUAAUUGAGAAGUUUACGUAGCUCACUGAAAACCAUUUAGCGUAUACCUAACAGCAUAUAGAUUUAUUUUACUAUGUAGCGCACUUCAAUUUAGGCUAAAAACAAAUUAACUAACGUCAAGAUACAACAUCUACGUAUGCACAACUGUAGCCUAGAUGAUCUUUCAAAAAAAUCACUAAAACAUUUGUUUAUAUCCCAUAAGCACAACUCUUAGCAAAUACAAAA
Molecule: messenger RNA, 3981 nt
Organism: Drosophila grimshawi
Lineage: Eukaryota; Metazoa; Arthropoda; Insecta; Diptera; Drosophilidae
Product: monocarboxylate transporter 14
Exons: 5
Coding region: 73-2850 (925 amino acids)
Biological process (GO): monocarboxylic acid transport; transmembrane transport
Molecular function (GO): monocarboxylic acid transmembrane transporter activity
Source: RefSeq, a predicted model, not a curated record